CUGGAGGGCGGCUACGAGAACGUGCCGACGCGAGACAUCCACAUGAACCAGGUCGGGCUGGAGCGACAGUGGCUGUACAUGCUGCAGCUGUACGCGCAGCCCAUCCAGCAGAAGCUCUACCUCGGAUACUUCCACGACCACGACUCGUCCACCUAUACAAUCAACCUCGCUCUCAACCAGGCUGGAGAAGAUUACACGGGUGGCGGUGUCAAUUUCAUUCGCUACAACUGCAGCAUCGUUGAGACGAAGCGCGGCUGGGCGUUCAUCCACCCGGGCAAGCUAACGCACUACCACGAGGGCCUGCUCAUCGGCGAUGGCAUCCGCUACAUCAUGGUCUCCUUCGUCGACCCCUAAGGGGCGCAGUAUGCGCGCGCACGUACCAAUUAUGGCCUUAGUUGCGGCGGGAGCGCGUGUGAGCCGCGUGCCCCGAAAUAAUGAUCACGUUCACUUGUUUAGCUGGCGAUUCGCGCGCCGCGGCGCACCGAGUUUCGACCGCGGCGGUAGUCGAGUAGCGUUUCUAUUUGAAGUCGCGGUAGGGGUUUUGUUUUUAUAUCCCGUGUGAGGGCGUCUGUCUUCCUGUUAUUGUAACUGGUUAUAGGGGUGCGGAUCGUGUAAGCACGGACAUAUCUAUGCUAUAUAAGGGCGUGGAUAUGUUCAUGGUAUAUAUAUAUAUACUAUAUAUGGCCUAGUUUUCAUACGUUUAUAUAAUAAGCUGUUUAUUGCAUUUUCAAUCCAUUGUGCUGUUGUCAAAUCUCGCUUUAAUUACUCCAUACUCAUCCAACAAGUCAAUAUAAUUAACAGUUCAUACCGCAUUGAGUCUCGCUUUCCUCCCGCUUUCCUCCCUACAGAUAGUAUUAAAGAUGUGCUGCUAUCAUCAGUGUCAUAGCGGGGCUGCGCACCUAAAGCUGGGUUUACACUACCAACUUUGUGUUGGCGAAUUGGCGAAGUGGACUAACUUCGCAAUUAUGCAACCGACAAUCGGCAGUGUAAACGCAAAAGUUGCGCGACCAACCGAUCGAUAGCAACUAGUUGGGCGAUUAGAACAUGUUCUAUUUUCGCCAGCUCGGUGUUGGCGAAUUGGAAAGUUGGUCCAACUCGGCAAUUCACCAACAUAAAGUUAGUAGUGUAAACCCAGCUUAAGCCUGUUAGACGUCUAUACUGCUCUCCUCAGCACCCGUAGCAACCUUCCCAGCUUUCCUCACCAUCCCCCUCCUCCAUCUUCCCAUUUAGAGGUUCAGAGAAGAGUCCAGCAAAAAUGUCCGCCCUUUGAGAUUUUUGUUUGCACCGGUAUUUUGCUCCCCGUUGUUUGAAAUUGUCGUCCUGUACAUUGUUGUACUUACCAUGCGUUUGAUAUAUCAGAAUCUCGUUUGCUAGUUUUGGCAAGUCCUUUUUAUACGCGUUUAUAUCUGUUUCUGUUGAGACUGUAUGUUGUGCCGAAUCAAGAAUCAUGUAGUCGAAUGGUUUAUCGUGACGUUAUUUAAGAAAAUAAAGAGUUGGUGGGAGGGUGGGGGAGGGGAUCCUUGCCUCAGUUAUGAUGCGUUAUCUUUAGAGUAAAUGUACUUUGUCUGCGUUAUUGGAUGACGUUGAUCCAUUGAAUCUGUGGAAAAUCUCUCCUAGAUCUUAAUCUUAUUGACCUUUCAAUCUGAGCAAGAGAACCGUACCCCAUUGAAUAUUGUUGAUUGGUCAAGUUAGACCAUAUAUAUAUAUAUGUGUUUUUUGCACAUAUACGCCAAAUGAUUGAAUUUACUACUUCACUUCGUUACUAAGCACCGUUAUUUAAAUGCCACGCAAACACUGCUGAUUGGCUACAGCUACCUGACAAUCGUUCUAGACAGGACAGGUCGAUUUGACGUCGACCGUUGCAAUGCUGCUGUGAUCGCAGUUUGCGCUACGAUGGUGAUUGUCAGUCAUGCUCAGAGCUUGAGUCGAGUCACGGUCGAGGCGUCGCACAUCCUCUCACUGUUAUGUUACGACAAUGCGCUACCUGAGUAGAGCUGUUGUUAUCUGUCUUCCCGGACCCGAAGUCCUAGUCAUGCAAUGACACAUCAUGUAACAGCCGCGGGGCGCGGAGCGGCUCAAGAUGGCGACCCGCUCGCGUAUGUCGGUCGUCAUGGCGACUUAUCUUGCCGAAUCUAUCUUUUUUUGUACGAUUUUCAUAGAAAAGUCUUUGGGUGAUGAGUGGAUACACUCUGGCGAAAGGAUGUUCGAGGUUGUGAAAUCCGUGUACCGUAUGUAAUCAUGCCUACAUGUAUACUACAUAUGCUACUAGUGUUGCCGCGAACAUGUCUACGCUUGCUAGACGGUGCGACGGUGAUCAACAGUGUUUGUGCUAUAUGAAUGGAGCAUGAAUUCGUAAUUAUUAAGUGAAAGAUGAUCUGCACAUUGGCGGCACCUGGUGGCGGGCGUUUGCGAGUUCAGUUUCAGCAAACCCAGCUGAGAACAAUAUAUACAUUGUUAUACAUUACAUGUAUAAUAUUAUGUGCAUAAUAUUGUUCUCAGAAACCCUGGAGCCCUUGCAUGUUCACAGAUGUUUACUACUACUACAUGUACUAGUAUCUAUUUUAUAUACUAGUAUAAAAUAUAUAUAUUAGUAUACCGAUGUUUGUGAUGGUAUUGUGCACAUCGUUAUUAAGUAAUAUAACAACUGGAUGUGUUACGACGCAUUUUAAUUCGCGGCUAACUACUUUCGACCCGAAGAUAUUACUUUAGCAAUAUAGCAAUAAUUAUAAUAAUUAUAAUAAUAAUAAUAAUAACAAUAAUAAUAGCAAAUUAGUGGCGAGUCUAUAUAUUUACAUGGAAUUACAAUCGUGUAUGGAGUAAGGCGUAGAUAUCGAAUCAGCAUUAAAUGUUCGCAUGGUUAUUGGGAAUAUGUAAAGAGAUCGAUGACACUGAGGAGGGCGAUAUUAUGAAUGACCACCGAAUAAUAGCUAUUUAUAAAUGUUGCAGAAUCUCUAUUGCAUGCUUAUCGACAACUAUAAAUAUAGUAUAUUCAGCCGAGGACUAUGAUGACAUGGUUUGGUGCUAUGUUUAAGUGAAAUUUUGUUAUUUUAAUAAAUAACGCUUGCUUCAUAACAGCUA
Priapulus caudatus is the source of this 3078-nucleotide messenger RNA. Its product is annotated as procollagen-lysine,2-oxoglutarate 5-dioxygenase-like. The record is from RefSeq and is a predicted model, not a curated record. Gene Ontology annotation, biological process: peptidyl-lysine hydroxylation. Gene Ontology annotation, cellular component: endoplasmic reticulum. Lineage: Eukaryota; Metazoa; Priapulida; Priapulimorpha; Priapulimorphida; Priapulidae. Gene Ontology annotation, molecular function: procollagen-lysine 5-dioxygenase activity; L-ascorbic acid binding; iron ion binding.